AACAGACCCGGUGAAGUGAUUUAGCGCAUUGAUACAUUGCGACGAUGGAGACGGACUGGAGGGCAAUCGGGACACAAUGUAGCUAACCAACGGGUCAACUAUUAGAGCACGGUUGGCAUUCCAUUAUUUCUUUCCAUAUAUUAUUUAGGCCUUUUGAUUCUUGAAGGAUGUCGGUAGCCGGGUUGAAGAAGCAAUUUCACAAAGCAAGUCAGCUAUUGAGUGAGAAGAUAAUUGGGGCUGAGGGAACAAAGCUGGAUGAAGAGUUUCAAAAAAUGGAAAGGAGAAUUGAUGUGACCCACAAAAUGGUUCUUGAACUUGUGCCCAAAACCACAGAGUACCUCCAGCCAAACCCAGCAUAUAGAGCCAAACUGGGCAUGCUCAACACAGUGUCCAGGAUCCGUGGGCAGGUGAAGGCUGUGGGGUACCCCCAGACUGAGGGAAUGCUGGGAGACUGCAUGUUGCACUACGGCAGAGAACUGGGAGUCGGCUCUGCCUUUGGAUGUGCACUGGCGGACAUUGGGGAAGCCUUGAAACAGAUGGCCAUAGCCAGAGAUUCCCUGGACAUCAGUGUGAAGAACAACUUCAUCGACCCACUGCAGGCACUCCAUGACAGAGAGUUGAGGGAAAUAGGGUACCACCUAAGAAAACUUGAAGGUCGUCGGCUAGACUUUGACUACAAGAAACGACGCAAAGGAAAGAUACCUGACGAGGAGAUCAUGCAGGCGUGGGAGAAGUUUUCGGACUCCAAAGAGCUGGCAGAGAGAAGCAUGUUCGACCUCUUAGAAAGUGAUGCAGAGCAUGUGACUCACCUAUCAGCUUUGAUUGGGGCCGCUCUGGACUAUCACCGCCAGUCUUGCCAAAUCCUGGACAGCCUCAAUCGAAGUCUGCAGGGCAGGCUAGCCAUUGCAAGCAACCGACCAAAGAGGGAGCCCAGGCCCAAAUCUAUUAAAGUUAACACAAUUAACACACAACAAAAUGGAUCUUCCCACAGAUCAUCAGUCAAAUCAGUUAUAUCUUCAGAUGCCCAGAUAAGCCAAGCUGUCAAUGGAAAAAAUUACCAGUACACAAACAUACCUCUAAGACGACAGAGUCCCAUCAUCUGUAACCAUGAUUGUGAGGUUUUCCUAGACCAGCCUUGCUGCCGUGCGCUCUACCGCUUUGUGGCUGAGAAUGAAGGAGAGCUGGGCUUCAAGGAGGGCGACCUCAUCAUCCUCACCAACCAGAUUGAUGACAACUGGUAUGAGGGCAUGAUCAGCGGGGAGUCUGGCUUUUUUCCUAUCAGCUACGUCAAUGUCCUUGUGCCUUUGCCACAGUGAUACCAGGGUAGCACCACAAGCUAUGGGGGCCGGCUAUGAAGUCCUCACCUCAGAGCACUCUCUGGAAAUCUUAUUUUGCAAUGAAUGUCACUCCACUUUCUGAUGUGUUUAUUGACUCAAUUUGUAUUUUUGAGCUUAUCUGUUAGAAGCAUUUCAGGACGGCCUCAUUUGGUCGUACCGUCACUUCUUCCUGGAUCUGUGAAUUCUUAAUUUCACCUUAUUUUCUCAGAGGCCAUAGAGCUAUUGACAUGCAAUGUCUUUGCGUACUCCACAGGUUAAGGCUACACCAUUUCAGACAGUCCUAUGCAAUAUUUUCUCUCUCCCUUGUAAGCCCAUCUUAGUUACAUUUGUCUCCAUUGUGUGCUGUUAGGUGGCCUAAAGCUCACCUUCUGUUACUUUCCCCCUCUGUUGUCUAGUGGUCUUUCCUCAGCAUAAUAAUGGGUCAAUUAGUAGUGUGACACUUUUUAAUUCAGCACACUUUUGUGAUUUCAUGGAACACUUCAGCUGCUUUAUUAAGAUUUGUUUUAAUCUUGGGACUGUUAUUACCAUAUUCAGGGUCAAUAUUCAUGUCUUCAUUUAGCUCUCGAGAACCUAAGGGGGGGUAUACCCAGUUUACAGCUGGAACCUGUUUUGGGUUCUCAGAGGAUUUUACGGACCACAGCUGGCUCCUUGUGAACUACAAUCCCAAUGCUCUUGUUUAUUCCUGACGCUCUGUCGAAAUGCAAAUGCACCACACUUGCGAUACGGUUUUGGAUAUCUUUGGAACUUUUAUAUAAGCGAGAAAUAAUAUUUCAAAUACAAAAGAUACACUUACUGUGCGCAGUUUAGGAAAGUUGUACCUAGUUUUCACACACCAUUGCGACAUCCUCUCACCUUGCACUCACAUUUCCAUUGAACCAUUCCAUAUUGUUUAAAAAAUAAAGCCGGGUGCAAAUUUACUAAACUUUGUACAGUAAGUAUCUUAAAUUACAACCUUUCAUAGAAGCAAUGUUCCAAAUGUUUAUGAAACUGUAUCGUGUGAGGCACAUUUGUGUUUAGACGAGCGUUGGGAAUUCCCCUCAGGCAACAGGCGGCUUUAGGAGUAGACCGUAUAAUUAAGCAAUAAGGCACGGGGUGUAUGUUAUAUGGCCAAUAUACCACGGCUAAGGGCUGUUCUUAGGGACGAAGCAACGUGGUGUGCCUGGAUACAGCCCUUAGCCUUGGUAUAUUGGCCAUAUACCACAGAACCCUGAGGUGCCUUUAUUGCAACUAUAAACUGCUUACCAACAUAAUUAGAGCAGUAUAAUUGUUUUGGGGGGGGUCAUACCUGUGGUAUAUGGUCUUAUAUACCACAGCUGUCAGCCAAUCUCCAUUCAGGGCUCGAACCAUCCAGUUUAGAAUGUUUAAUAUUACUGUCUAUUGAAUGGGCUAGCCUUCGUUGUGGAAGUGUGGAAAGGUCAGGGUUAAGACUUGUCUGCAUAUCAAUUUGAACACGAGAAGAAGAAAUAUCUCUUAUCAAACUCCAUUUGUGAUAUUUAUAGCCGUUUAAUGUUACACUACACUUUAAAGGUGUUUAGACGCGCGUGUGCUUUAUCCACUUAAAUAUGAUCCCUUUAAUAGUUUUUCCACCUUCCACAAACAGUAGAAACACUUGUUGCCUUUACGCACUUUUUAAAAAUGUGUUGCUGUAUAGCCUUGACAAUUAUUGUAUUUGCACACUUAAUUUUUCUUUUAUUAGUAAGGAAAUACACACACAAGGUAUUAAUCACCUCUCAUUUAUAUCCUAUUGUAGGGUCUAGGAAUAAUAUGUUGAACUAGAAAAUAUUUAGCUGUAAGCCAUAUUGUCAGAGAUUUUGUGUCAAUCGCUAUGAAUGAGUACAGAAUGCUGUAAUAUCAAAGUAGUGUACAUUUCUUUCCUAUUGUCAAACGCUUGCUGUUUCACAAAUUGAAAUGAUAGUUAAAUUACAAGAAAUGACACUAAGGAACAAUCAAACCAGUUAUAUGAUCAUUGGAUGUAUUAUCAUCUACGGUAAGUAAAAAAAUAUAAAUGCAACAUGCAGCAUUUUCACUGAGUUACAGUUCAUAUAAGGAAAUAAGCUCGGGUGCAUCCUGUUUCCAUUGAUCAUCAUUGAGAUGUUUCUACAACUUGAUUGGGGUCCACCUGUGGUAAAUUCAAUUGAUUGGACAUAUUUUGAAAAGGCGCACAUCUGUCUAUAUAAGGUCCAACAGUUGACAGUGCAUGUCAGAGCAAAACCAAACCAUGAUGUCAAAGGAAUUGGCCAUAGAUGUCUGAGACAGGAUUGUAUCGGGCGAGCCACAGAUCUGGAUGGGUACAAAAACUUUUCUGCAGCAUUGAAGGUCCCCAAGAACACAGUGGCCUCCAUCAUUCUCAAAUGGAAGAAGUUUGGAAUCACCAAGACUAUAUUAGAGCUGGCUGCACAGCCAAAACAGAGCAACAGGGCGGGGAGGUGACCAAGAACUUUAUGGUCACUGACAGCUCCAGAGUUCCUCUGUGGAGAUGGGAGAACAUCGCUGCAGCACUCCACCCAUAAGGCCUUUUAUGGUAGAGUGGCCAGGUGGAAGCCACCCCUCAGUAAAAGGCACAUGACAGUCCGCUUAGAGUUGACCAAAAGGCACCAAAGCCUGACCAUGAGAAACAAAAUAAAAUUUUUGGGAAAAAGAGGUCUGAAUAUUUUCCAACUCCAUUGUAUCAGUUAUCCUUUUGUGCCGAAUCGACUGCGCUGUUUCAGGUGCAACAUUUAUGGUCAUGUCACAGCAGUUUGUAGGAGGGAGAUUAAGAUGUGGGAAGUGUGUAAUUUCAGUGGAUAAAGUUGUGUGGGGGUGACCAUGUUGCUGGGUAUCGGAAGUGUCCGGUGGGAGAGGCAGGUUGAGAUGGCUAGAGUCAGUAGUGCAGAUGUUGUCCUAUGCCGAGGCAGUGAAGAAAUGAGGGGAUGUGUCAAGGGUGAGGGACCCAGAGAGGAGUAGUAGCUCUGCCAGCACAGAGAAAGAGGCACUGUAUAUCACUUUUCCCACAUUGUUAGGUUACAGCCUUACUCUGAACAAUAUAUUUUUUAAAUGUCCCUCAAUCUACACACAACCAUAAUGAAAGCAAAACAGGUGUAGACACUGCUAAUUUAUUGCAAAUAAAAUGGAAAUAUAUUUACAUAAGUAUUGAGACCCUUGACUCAGUACUUUGUUGAAGCACCUUUGGUAGGGAUUACAACCGUGUCUUGGGUAUGACACUACAAGGUUGGCACACAUGUAUUUGGAGAGUUUCUCUCAAGCUCUGUAAGGUUGGAUGUUGCUGCACAACUAUUUUCAGGUCUCUCCAAAGAUGUUCGAUAAGGUUCAAGUCCGGGCUCUGGCUGUGCCAUUCAGAGACUUGUCCCAAAGCCUCCUUUGCCCCAGUCUGAGGUCCUGAGCAGGUUUUCAUCAAGUAUCUCUGUACUUUGCUCCGUUCAUCUUUCCCUCGAUCCUGACUAGUCUCACAUUCCCCCAACAUGCUUCACUGUAGGGAUGAUGCCAGGUUUCCUCCAGACGUGACGCUCCGCAUUCAGGCCAAAUCGUUCAAUCUUGGUUUCAUCAGACUAGAGAAUCUUGUUUCUCAUGGUCAGAGUCCUUUAGGUGCCUUUUGGCAAACUCCAAGCGACCUGUCUUGACUUUUACUGAGGAGUGGCUUCUGUCUGGCCACUAACAUAAAGGCCUGAUUGGUGGAGUGCUGCAGAGUUGUUUGUCCUUCUGGAAGGUUUUCCCAUCUCCACAGAGGAACUCUGAAGUCUUGGUGGUUCCAAACUGCUCCCAUUUAAGAAUGAUUGGGGCCACCGUGUUCUUGGGGACCUUCAAUGCUGCAGACAUUUUUUGGUACCCUUCCCAAGAUCUGUGCCUCAACACAAUCCUGUCUUGGAGCUCUACGGACAAUUCCUUCAACCUCAUGGCUUGGUUUUUGCUCUGAAUUGCACUGUCAACUGUGGGCCUUAUAUAGACAUGUGUGGACCUUUCCAACUCGUGUCCAAUCAAUUCAGUGGACCACAGGUGGACUCCAAGUCAUAGAAGCAUCUCAAGGAUGAUCAAUGGAAACAGGAAACAGCUCAAUUUCGAGUCUCAUGGAAAAGGGUUUGAAUACUUAUGUAAAUAAGGUAUGUGUUAUUAUUAUUUUGAAUACAUUUGCAAAAAAAAUCUAUUUUUGCUUUGUCAUUAAGGGGUAUGGUGUGCAGAUUGCUGAGGAUUUUUAUUUAUUUAAUCAAUUUUAGAAUAAGGCUGUAACAACAAAAUGUGGAAAAAGUCAAUGGGUCUGAAUACUUUUCGAAUGCACUAUAUGCUUCAGUAAGGCUGGCUUCUUGGCGUUCAUAGCAAUGGUUACCAACUGUAUCGCAGAAAUGGAACGUAAAUCACAGAAAAUAAAUGUGAUGGCAGCUGCAGAAAAGUAUUUGGAUAUACAAGAUUUUACUUCAGAAGAGUUACAGGGUGUGUUGAGUGGUGGUGUCCUGUCCUCCCAGGUGUUGGUAUGGUGCAGGAGCAGAUGGGGUAGUGGGUUUUUAAGGAGUGUAUAAGGUUAGUUGGUAGGGUAAUUAAAAAUAUAUUUUUAUUGUU
Oncorhynchus kisutch (coho salmon) is the source of this 5885-nucleotide messenger RNA. It is a transcript of the gene sh3gl3b, whose product is annotated as SH3-domain GRB2-like 3b. The record is from RefSeq and is a predicted model, not a curated record. The transcript is spliced from 11 exons. Gene Ontology annotation, cellular component: presynapse; cytoplasm; glutamatergic synapse. Gene Ontology annotation, molecular function: protein binding. NCBI's taxonomy places the organism in Eukaryota, Metazoa, Chordata, Actinopteri, Salmoniformes, Salmonidae. Gene Ontology annotation, biological process: synaptic vesicle uncoating. The coding region runs from base 168 to 1316 and encodes 382 amino acids.